Molecule: messenger RNA, 1624 nt
Organism: Clupea harengus (Atlantic herring)
Lineage: Eukaryota; Metazoa; Chordata; Actinopteri; Clupeiformes; Clupeidae
Source: RefSeq, a predicted model, not a curated record
UGUUAUCUUCCGUUACCUAGAACUCCCCCCCCCCUGACAGCAAGCAGCUGGUUCUGGCACGCAUCCGGCCCUUAUCUGGCGUAGAUCCACCGGAUCUGCGCCGGAUUAGGGCCGGAUCCAUUCCCGACAGCUGCUAUCUGCAUGUGCUACAAAACUGAGAAGCUAGCAUUCUAGCUCGAUAAGGUACAUCUGUGCAGAACGUGUAGUUUAUGGCCCAUUACUGCACCAAGAUGUAUCACAUUGUGAAAUUUGUUGACACUGAAGAGGUGGAAGUAGUGCCAGCAAACUGGGUCAAGGAUGGUGUUUGUCUAUGGCCACCCUACAAAACCCAAAGGAUCCUGAAAGCCUCAAGGUGCCAGGAGCAGCCAUGUGCAAACUGGAUCCCAUUUAAAGUAAACCUAGUGCACACUGCAGUCAGUUACAGUGAUGCACACAGGAAACUGUCAGUGGUCGAGGACCAAGUUGAUCUUCAUUCAGAAGUUGAACCAGGGAGUUCCAAACGAAAGCGGGAAAUGAUGAUGAAUGAUUCUGAAGACAGUGAACAAAUGCAUGAAGGCAUGCCAUCCAAUGCACCCACAGUCAUAUGUCAGCACUGUGGCUCCCCUAAUGACAUUCCUGCCAUGCCUGAGACAAACAGCAGGGGGACUGAUCCAGUCUGUUCACUCCUGCAUAAUCUACUCACAAACCAAGAGCUGAUCCUGGAGCAGCUGAAUGUCAUCUCCAGGACCAUAGAGCCUCCGCAUAACAACGAAGACAACGAACUGGAGCCAGGUCUUCUUCCACUAAAGGAGCUGGACACUCUGCUUGACCUGGAGGCGCGGUUGCUCUUCAGCUCUGACCUCAAACAUAAAUUGAUCAAUACAUUGGCUCUAAGAGGUGGGAUGAAUGUCAAGGACUGUGUGUGGAGGAUGAUGAGUCACCUUCUCACCAACACACUUGCCUUGAAGAUCAACUGGAGAGGCAUCAAUGGCAAGACAGCCUUCCAGUCCCUUCAAUUAAAAGAUGUGCUGACAAGAUCUGUUCGUCAAAAUCGCAUGACCGCCGAAUCCUCGGAUAUGGAAAUCGAAGGUGCAAUUAAACGGUGGCUACAGCUUGCGGCUGACAGGGAAGGUGGGAGAAAGGCACGUCAAAUGAGACAAAUUGAGUGGGUGCCUUCAACGCCCUCAACACCCUCAACACCUUCAACCGCUGCUGAGGCGUCAAUGGAAAGAGAGCCUACCACUCCUUUCAAUUGAGAGCUGUUUUGACAAGAGCAGUUGGACAAAAUCAAUUUGCCUCCGAAUCCUCGGAUGUUGAAUUUCAGGUGGCAAUUAAAAAGCGGCUGCAUCCAGCAAUGGACAAAAAGGUGGUAAAACGGCACAUCGCACAAGACAAAUGAGUGGAUGCCAAACAAUCCUUAAAUGAAUACUUUUUAAAGGAUUAUUUUUGUUAUUAGUUGUAAUGUUUUGGUUUUUAGAUAUGAGGAUACAGAGUUCAUAUGUGUGUAUACAUUAUACAGGUAUUACCCAUAGGUUGUUAGUAUAUAUCUAGUGUCUCUUCUGUUUCCUCCGACCUGCUCAAUGCUUCUGUGUGAGUGCCGUAAUCAUGCUUGUUGAAACAUAACAAUAAAGGCUCUGUACUCUAA